Molecule: messenger RNA, 2524 nt
Organism: Mesocricetus auratus (golden hamster)
Lineage: Eukaryota; Metazoa; Chordata; Mammalia; Rodentia; Cricetidae
Gene: Cab39l
Product: calcium binding protein 39 like
Exons: 13
Coding region: 650-1663 (337 amino acids)
Biological process (GO): intracellular signal transduction
Molecular function (GO): protein serine/threonine kinase activator activity
Source: RefSeq, a predicted model, not a curated record
GCUGAUUGGUCAGCGCCGCUCUCGGCGAGUCUCGCGCUAUCUGCUGUGGCCAAUAGGGCUCCCCGCAGUCUUGGGAGCAGCUCUCUGGAGUGGUGGCGCAGCUUUUUGCUCGGUCUCGCUGUUCCCCACUGCUUCCCAGUGAUUCGGGGCAGGAAAAGAUUUGGAAAGACAGAAACCAAGGAAGAUGGAAAACUGCCAUCAGCAAAGGCCAUUGAGAGAAGAAUUUGGGUGCAAAGAGCUUUUCUAGAGAGGCUAAACAUCCACCUUGAAGAAGAAAGAAUAUCUGGAGCUACAGCUCAGUUUAAACCUAUAGUGGCUGCUUGGAAAAUGAAGACUCAGACUCCAGAUUGGUGGUUUAUAUGUUCUUCAUGCAAGAGCAGUGUGCUAAAGGAGAGAGGUAACUGUACUGAGCAGUGACUGAAAGCUGCAAGCAUUGGACAGAUUUCCAGAAGACACAAGCUUUCUGAGGGACCAGAAGAGGGCACACGUUCCCCAAAGACUGAAACUGCAGAGGGUCUUGAGCUUCCAUGUGUGUGCUGAGAAUUGAAAUGUGUCCUCUGGAAGAGCCAUCUCUCCCGCCACAGAACAAAAAGUUUUUGAAGUAGAUGUAGCUUUGAGCAUUCCAUAUUGGAAGAAGAGAUUUUUAGACAUGAAAAAAAUGCCUUUGUUUAGUAAAUCACACAAAAAUCCAGCAGAAAUUGUGAAAAUCCUGAAAGACAACCUGGCCAUUUUGGAAAAGCAAGACAAAAAGACAGACAAGGCUUCAGAAGAAGUGUCAAAAUCUCUGCAAGCAAUGAAGGAAAUUCUGUGUGGUACAAAUGACAAGGAGCCCCCUACAGAAGCAGUGGCUCAGCUGGCUCAAGAGCUCUACAGCAGUGGACUGCUCGUGACACUGAUAGCCGACCUGCAGCUGAUAGACUUUGAGGGAAAAAAAGAUGUGACCCAGAUAUUCAACAACAUUCUGAGAAGACAGAUCGGUGCACGGAGUCCUACUGUGGAGUACAUCAGUUCUCACCCUCACAUCCUGUCUAUGCUCCUCAAAGGAUAUGAAGCCCCACAGAUCGCCUUACGCUGUGGGAUUAUGCUAAGAGAAUGUAUUCGACAUGAACCACUUGCCAAAAUCAUCCUCUUUUCUGAUCAGUUCAGAGACUUCUUCAAGUAUGUGGAGCUGUCGACAUUUGAUAUCGCUUCAGAUGCCUUUGCUACUUUUAAGGAUUUGUUAACCAGACAUAAAGUGUUGGUCGCGGACUUCUUAGAGCAAAAUUAUGAUACUAUUUUUGAAGACUAUGAGAAACUGCUGCAGUCGGAGAAUUACGUGACAAAGAGACAAUCUUUAAAGCUGCUAGGUGAGCUGAUCUUGGACCGCCACAAUUUCUCAAUUAUGACCAAGUACAUCAGCAAGCCAGAGAACCUGAAACUGAUGAUGAACCUGCUUCGAGACAAAAGCCCUAACAUCCAAUUUGAAGCCUUCCAUGUCUUUAAGGUGUUUGUGGCCAGUCCUCACAAAACACAGCCAAUCGUGGAGAUACUGUUAAAAAAUCAGCCCAAACUCAUUGAAUUUCUGAGCAGCUUCCAGAAAGAAAGGACAGAUGACGAGCAGUUUGCAGAUGAGAAGAACUACCUGAUUAAACAGAUUCGAGACUUGAAGAAAGCAGCCCCGUGAAGACGGGCCUGCCCUGACAGCCAUCUGUCUCCCUUGCCCAGUGGGCACAGUGCCGCUUCAACAGUCUCCAUCCUUGGGAGGCUUUGGAGGUGCCUGGUUUCUCAAUUGAUUAUUCAAGGUAGAUGGAAUAUAAACAUUUGAAUGGAAAAAAAUCAACCUAGAAUAAUAUAUUCAUUUUAAUCAAGUCUGUGAUUGCUUAUGUGAAAUCAACCAUUAUAUUAAACGUUGAUAAAAGCAGGUGUAACUCAGAGCUGGACACUGGGUCACCCAGGCCACCAAGUAGAAGGAGCACAAGUGUCUCUUGUGGCAGAAUGGGGAGGGAACCUUCUGUGUGUGUUUAGACAGGCUGUUUCAGGCACUAGAGAGAUAUGCACUUUGACACCCUGCCUGCUACCUUCUAACUGUGGUAAGUGGCUCCUGGCUUCCAGAGGAACGGUGCUCAGUUUCUGCUCGCUGCCCCUCUUUGUGUCCCAGCCUUGAUCCAGGGCCCAUGCCCAUUCCAACUGUAGAGCAACUGAGGACCAGGUGAAAUCAGCUGGGGCCACGUGGGCCGAGAACAUGCAUGGGCGUGACUUUUCAGAGAACUGCAAACAGGUGACUGUAGAGUCACUGCUGUUCUGUAUGCCCCUGAGGAGGGUCAGUGAGUGUGGGGACAUUUCACUAGCGUCUGUUGUCUAGAGAGAGUGCUCUGUGGGGACUGUUUUGAGAGGGGAAUCACAGUGGGUGCAAAGCCUGGGACUGGAGGCUGUGGUAGACUUUGAUCAGGAGAGGACGGAGUGAUUCGUGCAUAAAAAUUUCUCUAAUGACCAGAGGUUCUCUUGUCCAGUUUGUUCUGUAAUAAACUCUCAGUCUGUGCCUGCC